AUGAAUUUUAUUAUAUGGAAUUGUCGUGGAGUUGGUGGAAAGGGUUUUCCUACUUUGAUUAGAGAUCUGAGGAGAGAGUUUGAAGCUAAUUUCAUAAUUCUUCUUGAAACCCAUGUUAAUGGGGACCGUGGCAAUAAGAUUCGAGAAAAGAUGGGUUUUGAUGGCGUCUUUGUGGAGGAAUCUAGAGGGCACUCGGGAGCUAUCUAUGGCAGUCCUCAAAGAGGUCAGAGAAAGGAGUUAUGGAGUUGUCUUAAUUCUAUUAGUCAGAAUAUCUCUUCCCCAUGGUGUAUUGCUGGUGAUUUUAAUGCCAUGCUUCACGCUCACGAAAGGAAGGGAGGAUCAUUGAAUCAGAUCCAGGGAGCUUGUACUGAUUUUCAAACUUGUGUGUCUGAAUGCGGGUUGAUGGAUUUGGGUUUUUCUGGCUGGCCGUUUACUUGGAAGCGAGGAAAUUUAUUUGAGAGACUUGACCGAGGUUUGUGCAACUUGGAUUGGCAAAUUAUCUUCCCUGAUGUUAAAGUCAAACACUUGGCUAUGAUGAAGUCAGAUCAUACUCCUCUCUUAUUUCAGCUUGCUUCUCCUCAACCCUUUAACAGAAGAAGGAGACCUUUUCGUUUUACUGCAGCAUGGCUUACUCAUUCAGAUUUCGGUAAUGUUGUAAAAAAUAAUUGGAGCUGGCAGAACUCUUGGUCUAAUUGUAUUUCAAAUUUCCAAGAUGCUGUUAGAAUUUGGAACUCUUCUGUAUUUGGGAAUAUCUUCUUCAAAAAGAAUAGGAUUCUUCGUAGAUUAAAUGGUAUUGCCACCAGUCUUAAUUUGAAUAGCAAUUUUUUUUAG
Arachis duranensis is the source of this 831-nucleotide messenger RNA. RefSeq lists its product as uncharacterized. NCBI's taxonomy places the organism in Eukaryota, Viridiplantae, Streptophyta, Magnoliopsida, Fabales, Fabaceae. Gene Ontology annotation, molecular function: catalytic activity. The record is from RefSeq and is a predicted model, not a curated record. The coding region runs from base 1 to 831 and encodes 276 amino acids. The transcript has 2 exons.